AUGGAUGGGAUAUGGAGGAUUAUGGGGAGCAUGGGAGCGUCUCAGGAGGAGGUUAUUCCAAUAACAGUGUUUGUGGCUAUUCUUUGCUUAUGUCUGGUGGUUGGACACUUGCUCGAAGAAAAUCGUUGGCUCAAUGAAUCCAUUACCGCCAUUAUAAUUGGCUGUGUGAGCGGAACAAUAAUUCUGUUCACAAGCAAGUGGACAAGUUCACACAUACUGAGAUUUGAUGAAGAGCUCUUCUUCAUUUAUCUCCUGCCUCCCAUCAUAUUUAAUGCAGGAUUUCAGGCCAAGAAGAAAGCCCUCUUCCACAAUUUCUUAACAAUAAUGCUGUUUGGAGUGGUUGGAGUUUUUGUAUCAACAUUCAUUAUUACAUCUGGUAGCUGGUUCCUGUUCCCAAAGUUUAGCUUUCAUGGCCUCACUCCACGAGACUUUCUUGGUAUUGGGACAAUUUUUUCAUCAACAGACACUGUAUGCACACUGCAGGUUCUGAAUCAAGAUGAGUCUCCUUUGCUAUAUAGCCUAGUGUUUGGAGAAGGGAUUGUAAAUGAUGCCACAUCAGUUGUCCUGUUCAAUGCAGUUCAAAAGCUUCAAGUAGACAAAAUAGAUGGCUCGACAGUGCUCCAAGUUAUUGGGGACUUCCUAUACUUGUUCUCCACUAGCACUGCUUUAGGAAUUGGUAUGGGGCUCCUGACUUCAUAUGCUCUCAAGUGCUUCUACUUUGGCAGGCAUUCAACCAUUCGUGAAAUUGCUGUUAUGGUUCUUAUGGCAUAUCUUUCCUACAUGUUGUCUGAGCUGUUGGAACUCAGUGGGAUUCUUACAGUCUUCUUUACGGGAAUUUUCAUGUCACAAUAUGCUUGGUACAAUGUAACUGAUGAUUCAAGAAUCACCACAUGGCAUGUCUUUGCUAUGAUGUCCUCCAUUGCAGAAACAUUCAUAUUUUUAUAUGUGGGAAUGGAUGCCCUGGAUAUUAAGAAAUGGAAAAUGAGCAGAUUGAGCUUUUGGGACUCAGCUGGUGUAUAUGGUAGCCUCAUGUUCCUGAUAUUUCUCGGGCGUGCUGCUUUCGUGUUUCCACUCUCAGCUUUGUCAAAUUUCAUGAACCGGACAUCAGGAUCAUCUAUAAUAACAUUCAAGCACCAGGUAAUGAUUUUGUGGGCGGGGCUCAUUAGAGGGGCGGUGUCCAUCGCUUUGGCCUUCAAGCAGUUUACUCGUCACGGCAAGCCAUUAGAUCCGCCCAAUGCAACAGUUGUCAAAACAACCGGUCUUGUCGUGCUAUCCAGCACAGUGGUUUUCGGCCUAUUCACAAAACCGCUACUAAAUGCACUCUUACCGCAAGGAACGAAUAACCAGAAACAAAAUACGGCCGAGGAAGACAUGAGACUUCCCCUGCAUUCGUCCGAGGAAUCUGCAACAACCAACCAAUUGGAUGGCGGAUUGGCACACCUAAUAAAGAGGCCUGUGUAUGCCAUGCAUUCCUUAUGGCUGAGAUUCGAUGACAACUACAUGAGAUCUAUAUUUGGCGGACCACAAAGCAACGAAUCAACCGUGCAAACAUGGCAUGAAUAGCAGCUGUGGACUGAGAUAUGAUGUGACCACAAGAGCUAACAAAAGCCAACCAAUAUCUGCCAGUAUCCUACCUGGAUUCGUCGUAUGACCAGCUUCGGAUGAUUUAAUAA
Messenger RNA from Andrographis paniculata, 1673 nucleotides. Its product is annotated as sodium/hydrogen exchanger 4-like. Gene Ontology annotation, cellular component: membrane. The record is from RefSeq and is a predicted model, not a curated record. The transcript has 14 exons. NCBI's taxonomy places the organism in Eukaryota, Viridiplantae, Streptophyta, Magnoliopsida, Lamiales, Acanthaceae. The coding region runs from base 1 to 1563 and encodes 520 amino acids. Gene Ontology annotation, biological process: proton transmembrane transport; sodium ion transport; regulation of pH. Gene Ontology annotation, molecular function: sodium:proton antiporter activity.